This is a messenger RNA of Corylus avellana, 2009 nucleotides long. RefSeq names its product REGULATOR OF G-PROTEIN SIGNALING 1 (gene RGS1). The record is from RefSeq and is a predicted model, not a curated record. Lineage: Eukaryota; Viridiplantae; Streptophyta; Magnoliopsida; Fagales; Betulaceae.
UUCCAGCGUCCGAUGGGACAUGAUAUCAUUGAUUAAUAAAUAAAAGCCACGCCUACACUUUGAAGUCUGAAGCCAAGAUUUCAUUCAAACAUCACGUGGAAAUUGGGUUUUCCAUAAGCAUAGAUGUCAUUAGUAUUGACUAUUGACAAUUGAGUCUUGGAUGGGUUAGAUCUUUUAGAUGGGUCUAAUGCUACAAUUACUGGAUUCUAAUUCGGAGGCCGAAGAUCUUCUUUUAUGCGAGGAAAAUGGCGAGCUGUGCAGUGAAAGGAGGCUGUGUCACCGACUACAUAGCCAUCGCCAUAUCCAUCCUCUCUAUGAUCUUGCUCCUCUCACGAUUAAUUUUGCCGUUUCUGGUUCAUGAGGUUCCUCGUACUAAAAACAGUGGCUUUUGGAUUCCAGUGAUUCAAGUUUUUGCCAGCUUCAACCUUGUGUUGUCCAUUGUGGUGUCCUACGGUUUCCUAAGAUUCGAGAAGAGGCAUUGGUGGCAGUCUUGCUAUGUUUGGGCAGUCUGGAUAGAAGGCCCAUUUGGAUUCGGUUUGCUGCUAAGCUGUCGCACUACGCAGGCAUUUCAACUAUACUACAUAUUCGUCAAGAGGCGUUUACCACCGAUCAGAUCUUAUAUAUUUCUUCCACUAAUUCUAUUGCCAUGGAUUGCUGGGGCUGCAGUUAUCCAUAUGAAGAAGCCUCUAAAUUAUCGGUGUCAUAUGGGGACAUACUGGAUAAUUCCAGUUUCUUCUCUCCAUGCGUUGUAUGUUGCUGCUUUAGUUGGAUUCACUGGGGCUAUUCGGCAUGUAGAGUUCAGGUUUGAUGAACUGAAAGACCUGUGGCAGGGAAUACUUGUCUCAGCCUCUUCCGUUGGAUUAUGGGUUGUUUCUUACAUUUUGAAUCAAAUUCAUGAUGAGAUCUCAUGGCUUCAGAUUUCCUCCAGAUUUCUUCAAUUGAUUAUGGCAAGUAUUCUAGUACUGGCUAUUUUCUCUAUAUCCAGUUCACAACCUCUACUCUCGCAAAUCAGCUUAAGGAAAAGGGAACCCCAAGAAUUUGAGACAAUGGGCCAGGCUCUGGGUAUACCUGAUAGCGGACUACUGUUGCAGAGGGAAUCAGCUCAAGUCAUUGAUCCUAACGAACCAUUGGAUAAGCUUCUUCUGGACAAAAGAUUUCGGCAGUCCUUCAUGGAAUUUGCAGACAGUUGUUUGGCUGGGGAGAGUGUGCAUUUCUAUGAUGAGGUGCAUGAGCUUGGCAAAAUAUCUGUAGAUGACCCUGUAAGAAGGAUCUACAUGGCACGGCAUAUUAUUGACAAGUACAUAGUUUCAGGUGCAGCAAUGGAGGUGAACAUUUCUCACCGAAGCCGACAAGAAAUCUUGACUACUGCCGAUCUGGCACACCCUGAUCUCUUUAAUAAUGCAUUGAAUGAGCUGUUGCAGUUGAUGAAAAUGAACCUGGCAAAAGAUUACUGGUCAUCCAUGUUCUUCAUGAAGUUCAAAGAAGAAGCCAGUAUGAGAUCCCAUGAGCUGGAACCGGUGACGGGUUGGAACUUCUCUCCUAGGUUGAGUGCUGUGCACGGUGCUGACGAUCCCUUUCACCAAGAAAACCUUUUUAAGGGUUCAGGCAUUGAUAGUCAUGAUUCAGACAUGCAAUGAACCGAGAGUUUUGAACUUUGUCUUAUCACUUGAGUAGGUUUCUUAUAAUCGGGAAUAAUUUUAUCUUUUACCUGCGACAGAGUGGCUUGGAAAGCCAAUAAGAAGAAAAUGAAAAAGAAAGGAUGAGGGAAAGAAGAAAGGGUAGCAAGUGUAGUAACAUGUUGUAUGUAUUAUACCUGUACAGACACUGAUUUUGUAUUAUCAGAGAAUAAUACUUACUGAAGUAUAGUGUUUGGUUUGCCCACCGUAGCUAUUGGGGAUAUCCAUAUUAUUCUUGUGAAAUUUUGAACUCUCAACCUCGGUAAAUUAUUAUGUGGUUUGUAGUCCCGAAUUCUGGGCUAGUUAAAGUGGUAUAAAAUCAUUCAUUCCACA